GCUACAAGCUAGACUGUGGAGAGCGCAGCUAGCUGACGCAGCAGCAUCUAGCAACAGUUAGCGGUUAGUGGAAACUGGGUGUGAGUCUCUCUUAGCCUUUGGUGAUUAUUAUUAUUUACAAUGAAGAAAUUAAAAGGGCCCACAUCCUGACGUCCGCACUGUGGUCUAUGACGGUCUGUGGCGGCGUCGGUGACUGACAUGGACGCAAAUGACAAUAAGGAUGUGAAGCUUUCAGCCGAAGUGGAACCGUUCAUCCCACAGAAGAAAGGCUUCGAAGGAUCCCUGGUCAGCAUGAGUCUUUCUGGAGAUGUAGGUGGAGGAGGAGGGGGUGGAGGUUUAGGAGGAGGUGGUGGUGGAGGGGUGGAGACCACUCCUAUACCGAGCUACCUCAUCACCUGUUACCCCUUCGUCCAGGAGAACCAACCAAACAGGCAACAUCCCAUGUAUAAUGGAGGGGAGCUGCGCUGGCAGCAGCCUAACCCUAGCCCCGGUGGUUCGUACCUGGCAUACCCUAUCUUGUCUUCCCCCCAGCCUCCUGUCUCCAACGACUACACUUAUUACCAGAUCAUGCCUGCUCCAUGCCCUCCAGUAAUGGGCUUCUAUCAGCCUUUUCCUGGCACCUAUGCAGGUCCAGUGCAAGCUGGAGUGGUCAACCCUGUCUCAGCAGAUGUCAGUGAAAGACCACUCCCCCUGGGACAGGCAUACGGGAUGGCCAGUCAGAGGGGGAGAGGCAUGGUGCGACCUAAUCUUAUCCCAAAGCAACAGUUGGGUGUGUGCCAGCCUCCUAGAGGUCGUCGGCCUCCAACCAGAAGUGUAGCUGUACAGAAGGAGGUGUGCACAUUGGGGCCUGAUGGGAGGACCAAGACUGUCCUGCUGGUGGAUGCAGCACAGCAGACAGAUUUUCCAGGUGAAGUGUCAGGACGAUGUGCUGCUGAGCGAGGUAGUCCGUUAUUGUGGAAAAACCGAACUAAGAGAAGACGGGCUUCUCACCCAGGUGAAAGCUACAACGAGCAAGGUGCUAGUGAAGCAGACAUAGACAGCGACAGCGGCUACUGUAGCCCUAAACACAACCAGGCAGCUGGAGUACCACAACGAACAACAGAGAAUACAGCGGCACCACCGGGAGUAGAAGCUGGUGUUAUGACAGCUGGUUCCUGGGUAAAUGUAGCCUCUCAAGCUAACCCAAAGCCCUGGGGGGAAAGAAAUGGCCAGUUUCACAGAGCAGAUCAGAGGAAGAAUCCUGAACAGAGGAAUUUCUCACAGGAUUUCCAUGGUGGUUAUCCAGGGCGAGUGCCUUCAAACCAGUCAGAACAAAGGCUGCAGGCAGCAGUGGUCACAGGCACUGAGCUCACCCCAGAGCCCCUCUACUUUGAGGAUGAAGAGGAGUUCCCAGAUCUUGCUACGGGAGGCGCAGCUCAACGUAGCGCCAAACAAGAACCUACUCCAGCCCAGACGCACACGCAACCUAAACUACCCAAAAACCUGCUGGAUAACCUACCAGAAAACUCCCCCAUUAACAUUGUGCAGACACCCAUCCCCAUCACCACCUCUGUUCCUAAGAGGGCCAAGAGCCAGAGGAAGAAGGCUCUAGCUGCUGCUUUAGCCACAGCACAGGAGUACUCUGAAAUCAGCAUGGAGCAGAAGAAAUUACAGGAGGCAUUCACCAAAGCAGCAGGGAAGAAAAGUAAAACCUCUGUCGAGCUGGACCUGGGGGACAUGCUGGCAGCUUUGGAGAAACAUCAGCAGGCUAUGAAGGCCAAACAACUCACCAAUACAAAGCCACUGGACUUCACAGUGGGAACAUCUACUCCAUUCCACGGUUCAGGCUCAACCAAUUUGUCCUCCAUGUUGAAAGGUCGUCAGCAGCAGUACUCUGCCCCUCAUAACCCGCUGGAUUCCACCGCUCCCCGAAUAAAGAGAGGGAAGGAGAGAGAGAUCCCCAAAGUUAAACGACCGACAGCCCUGAAGAAGAUAAUCUUAAAAGAACGAGAAGGAAAGAAAGGGAAGACAAGUGUAGAACAAGAGUGUUCAGGCCAGGAGGAGCAUGGUGACGAGAGCCUUCACUUUACUGAUGACCUUCCACGAGAGCCAGUUUCCCAAGAAGAGAACGGUCUGAGUGUGCCCAGCGAUGCCUCUCUCUCCCCAGCAAGUCAGAACUCUCCAUACAGCAUCACCCCUGUGUCCCAGGGCUCUCCUGCCAGUUCUGGCAUUGGGAGUCCUAUGGCUUCAAACGCCAUCACAAAAAUCCACAGUAGACGUUUCAGAGAGUACUGUAAUCAGGUGCUGAGUAAAGAGAUAGACGAGAGCGUGACUCUGCUGCUACAGGAACUGGUCCGCUUCCAGGAGCGAGUCUACCAGAAAGAUCCUACCAAGGCCAAAUCCAAACGGCGCCUGGUCAUGGGUCUCAGAGAAGUCACCAAGCACAUGAAGUUGCACAAGAUUAAGUGUGUGAUCAUCUCUCCAAACUGUGAGAAGAUCCAGGCCAAAGGUGGUUUGGAUGAAGCUUUAUAUAACGUGAUUGCCAUGGCGAGGGAGCAGGAGAUCCCUUUCGUGUUUGCCUUGGGCAGAAAAGCUCUUGGACGCUGCGUCAACAAACUGGUGCCUGUUAGUGUGGUUGGCAUUUUCAACUAUUCUGGAGCUGAGGAUCUCUUCAACCGUUUGGUUUCCCUGACAGAAGAGGCAAGGAAAGCUUACAAGGACAUGGUGUCAGCUCUGGAGCAAGAGCAGGCUGAAGAGGCUCUUAAAAAUGACAAGAAAGUCCCACACCAAAUGGGCCAUUACCGCAACCACUCUGCUGCUUCUGCUAUCUCCUUCUGCUCCAUCUUCUCUGAGCCGAUCUCAGAGGUCAAUGAAAAGGAGUAUGAGACAAACUGGAGGAGUAUGGUUGAGACUUCAGAUGCCCUGGAGCCUGUAGAGGCUGAGCCAAGCCGCCCUGCUCCUUCCACAGCCACUCAGAAAGACACAGAGGGCAACACCGCUAACACCAAUACAGCACCCCCCGGCUCCUCUGCUCCACAGCCCAGGACGGGGCCUCCCACACAGGGUACUGGUGACAGAGACGAGGUACGGGUUGAUGACCGGCUGGAGCUGGCCUCUCAGCAGAGCACCGAGACAGGUUCGUUGGACGGGAGUUGCAGGGGCCCUCUGACCUCCUCCAUUACCUCCACCACCUCCACCCUUGUCCCGGGGAUGCUGGAGGAGGCGGAGGACGAGGACGAGGAGGAGGAAGAGGAGGACUACACUCCUGAACCGAUUUCAGUUGAGGUGCCGACCCUCAGCAGCCGUAUUGAAUCAUGGGUGUCAAAGACUCUGGAGAACCUGCAGUUAGGAAAGAGUCAGGAAAGCACAGAAGAAGAGGAGGAGGAAGAAGAAGAUUAUGAUGAGGAGAGAGGACAGAGUGAGGACGAGGAGGAUCUGGAUUCAGCAGACAUCACAGAGAUGACAGCGGAGGAGGAGGAGCAAGUGGAGGCUAAAAAGAUGGCAGGUUGACGUGUGCUCUCAUCUUCUGUUGUGACGCUCAUUCCCUGUCACUCUCACACAUCCAUCCUCACAGCAGCCAGCAGCGUCUCUCCUUUGUCUACAAACCCAGACACCACAUAAUCUCAGGUAUCCAACCGACCAACAGAAACACAGACCAUUAACGCAGAGAUAUUGACCAACAUACACAUGACGACACAUGACGAAAACUAGCACAGUUUGAGGAAAAGUAAGAACAACACUCGUAUUAUUUAAAAGGCUUCCUUCACUAUGUCGGCCCAUAACCUGCUACACUUGAAUUCAGAGGGGAGUUUUUGAGUUUCUUCCUCUGAAGCUGAACUCUUUCAGAGUCAGGAACCUUUUGGGAGCAAGUGGUGAGCCCUUAAAAAAAACCGAGGUGGAAAGUUGGAACCUUUCAGCUCCCAUCUUGCUUUACAAAGAGCCUAGAAGGUUUACAGCUCUACGAGUAUUUGUGUGCUUGUGUCGUUUACAGGCACAUCAUUGCAUUUAUUUUGCUGUGUUCAUUAGCUUUAUCUUUGUAAAUAAUGUGUGUGAUUUCUGUUUUUUACCCCCUGACUGCUCCACGAGUAAAGGAGAGACAUGCAUUUGUUAAUUAUUGCGUGGUUUAUGUUUAACUUUCCUCAUUAAAUAUUACAGCAUCAGAAAAUCGUCUGUGCUUCUAGCAAAACCACUCCCACUCAUCAGUCUUCAGUGUUUUUUAAUGUUCAAAUAAUAAGUGGCCCAUUCUGUAUAUUCAGACGAUUCAAAUGUCUAAACUUCUAAGAAGCAAAAACAAGCGUGUAUAUAACCUUUGUUUACGUGUGGUAUAAUGGUUUGUCAUAUUUAUCUUGCCUAGUGUGAAACUAUAUGGAGACUGGAAAUCAUCAAUGCUCUCUGCGCUCCAGAUAAAAAUUCUCCUGCUCUGUUUUUUAGAUGUCCAUGAUUGGUGGCUCUCAAGCUGUCUUGCCUAGUAAUGACCUAACACCACUUUUUAAAAGCCUUCUUGUCAAAUUAAUCUUUGACGAAACUUUCUGUGUAGUGUAAAGCAUUAUGAAAACUAAAAACUGUAACAGGGUUCUAAGUAGUCGUUCUUAUCAGUGUUGACUCUACUCACUUAAUCAAAAGAAGCAAGUUAACUGAAAGGACAAGCAGGUGUUUACAAGCCGGUAAUCAUGAAGUUUAACUACACCACAGUUUACACUGAGUCAUAUGAAGGGUGAGAGUAACAAAAAUGAAACGAUUAAGGUGAUAAAAUCUCUUAAACUGAAUAAUGAAGUGAUAAAUUAUAACUGAUUUGAUUAAUUUGAGGUUGAUUUGAUGAAAAUAGUGGUAAAUGUAAUCAUUUUGAUUGCUUUUAUUUAUCAUUAACAGCGCAAACAUUUCCAUUAAUCAAUAAAGGAAAGAGGCCUCAAGGGUGAAAGUCACAGAAAGUGAUGAUAAAAAUUAAGGUGAUAAAAAUGAAUGUGGUUUGACUUACUAAGCAUCAAAAAUAUAGGCGAAUUAAAACAUGCACACUGAGUCAGUUAUUUUCAAAUGCUUUUUUUUCCCUGAUCCCUUAACCGGG
This is a messenger RNA of Cheilinus undulatus (humphead wrasse), 5041 nucleotides long. It is a transcript of the gene secisbp2l, whose product is annotated as SECIS binding protein 2-like. Gene Ontology annotation, cellular component: ribonucleoprotein complex. Lineage: Eukaryota; Metazoa; Chordata; Actinopteri; Labriformes; Labridae. Gene Ontology annotation, molecular function: mRNA 3'-UTR binding; selenocysteine insertion sequence binding; ribonucleoprotein complex binding. The transcript has 18 exons. Bases 199 to 3489 code for a protein of 1096 amino acids. The record is from RefSeq and is a predicted model, not a curated record. Gene Ontology annotation, biological process: selenocysteine incorporation.